This is a messenger RNA of Phoenix dactylifera (date palm), 2507 nucleotides long. Its product is annotated as high-affinity nitrate transporter 2.3. The record is from RefSeq and is a predicted model, not a curated record. Gene Ontology annotation, molecular function: nitrate transmembrane transporter activity. Gene Ontology annotation, biological process: transmembrane transport. Lineage: Eukaryota; Viridiplantae; Streptophyta; Magnoliopsida; Arecales; Arecaceae.
UAACUCCUCCAUAUCCCCAUAAUAUCUGGUCUUUUUAUUUCAUGCCACCGUCCUCACCUAAUCUUUUAUUUCAUUGCCCGUUCCCCUUGCCCUGGAGCUGCUGAGGAUUCGAAGCCCAGAGACUCUCGCCCCCUCUCUGUAUUUAAUGAUACGUGAUACGAACGCCUUCCCUUCCUCCAUGGCCUUUCACAAGGGCCAGGAGAGAUCCAAAAGGUCAAUACCCCCUCUCUGUCUCUCUGCUCACAGCAUCGGAGGAAAAAAGAAAAAAACUCUCCCUUCGCUGCUCAACUUGGUCUUUGUUUUCUACCUUCCUCUCAUCACGCACAAGGAAUUCUCUAAUGGACGCGACACUUCAUAAUUCUCCCAACAACUCCCCUCUAAAACCCUCAUCCUAUGCAGCAAUAUAUAAAGAUGGUAGAGGAGAGGGGCUCCCACUCAUAUCUUCCUUUCUAUCUUUCCAAAAGAUCCUCUUCCAUGGAACUUGUACUCUCUUAAUUUCUCAGGUUUCUUCCCUUCUUUUCACUACCUGACUCAAAUUCGCACGACUUCAUUUCUUAAUCUUUGCCUGGUCUGUCUCCCUCGCCACUGUAAACAAAACUGGAGAAUUAGAAGGAAAGGAAAGAAGACAUGGAGGAACAAAAGAAACCAUCAUCCCUUCAAAUCGAAUCGGUGGCGGCUUCCGACACCAAGCGCUUUAAGGUGCCGGUCGACUCGGAGCACAAGGCCACGGUAUUCUGGAUAUUCUCCUUUGCAGCCCCACAUAUGCGUGCCUUCCACCUCUCUUGGUUCUCCUUCUUCUGCUGCUUUGUGUCGACGUUCGCGGCGCCGCCGCUCCUUCCGGUGAUCCGCGACAACCUCGGCCUCACCCGGAACGACAUCGGCAAUGCCGGAAUCGCCUCCGUGUCCGGCGCCGUCUUCGCUCGGCUCGCCAUGGGCACCGCCUGCGACCUCGUCGGUCCCCGUCUCGCCUCCGCCUCCCUCAUCCUCGUCACCACCCCCGCCGUCUAUUGCACCUCCAUAAUCAACUCUGCCUCCAUGUUCUUGCUUGCUCGCUUCUUUACAGGCUUCUCCCUCGCCUCCUUCGUCUCCUGCCAAUUCUGGAUGAGCUCUAUGUUCUCAGCUCCCAAGGUCGGAAGUGCCAACGGCGUCGCCGCCGGCUGGGGGAACCUCGGCGGAGGUGCCACCCAGCUUAUCAUGCCCCUCGUCUACGAGCUCAUCCAUAUUGCAAUUGGCAGCACCAAGUUCACCGCGUGGCGCAUCGCCUUCUUCAUCCCGGGGGUCAUGCAGACUGCCGCCGGGAUCGCGGUCGUGGCCUUGGGCCAGGACUUGCCCGACGGCAAUUACCAGAAGCUCCAAAAAGCCGGGGACAAGCACAAGGACAGCUUCUCCAAGGUUUUCCACCAUGCGGUCACCAAUUACAGGGCGUGGAUCCUGGCACUGACAUAUGGGUAUUGCUUCGGGGUGGAAUUGACCAUCGACAACAUCAUUGCCGAGUACUUCUACGACAGGUUUGAUGUCAAUCUCCGCAGCGCAGGCAUGAUCGCCGCGAGCUUCGGGCUGGCGAACAUUUUUUCGAGGCCGGGCGGGGGAUGGUUCUCCGACCUCCUGUCCGAGAGGUUUGGAAUGAGAGGGAGGCUGUGGGGCCUGUGGGCGGUGCAGAGCUUUGGGGGAGUUCUCUGCAUCAUACUGGGGCUCAUGGACAACCUUGCUGCAGCCAUCGCCGUCAUGCUCCUCUUCUCGGUGUUCGUCCAGGCUGCGUGCGGACUCAGCUUCGGCAUCGUCCCUUUCGUCUCCCGAAGGUCAUUGGGAUUGAUUUCCGGGAUGACAGGAGGUGGUGGAAAUGUUGGUGCUGUCUUAACUCAGCUUAUAUUCUUCACAGGCUCCAGAUACUCGACCCAAAAAGGGAUCGCUCUCAUGGGUGUCAUGAUCCUGGCCUGCACCCUUCCGACCAUGCUCAUCUAUUUCCCACAGUGGGGUGGAAUGCUCCUUGGCCCGAGACCAGAUGCCACAGAGGAAGAUUACUACACAGCUGAAUGGAGUCAAAAAGAGAGAGACAGCAGCUACCACUCAGCAAGCUUGAAAUUCGCAGAGAACAGCGUGAGCGAAAGAGGAAAAGGAAGGGACUCCUCAACUACAGUCCCUGUGGAUACAACACCUUCCCAUGUUUGAACUCUUCCUCCUGGCUCGGGAAAUCUCUGGAGUUUGACAUUGGCAGCCAGCUCAAUAGCCAUAAAAAAGACCUGUUGCGUGAGCUCCUAUCCCUGUUAUGCUGUCCAUAUUUUAAAUUUCAGUUAGUAGGUCUGAAUUAGUCGAGAUAGUCAGUUGUAUCAAGAGAAAGUACCUGUUCCUAAGAAGCAUUUAAUAGCCCAUAGUCGCUGCUUUAGCAUGCUUCACGUAUUUGCCCAGGCAAUACCAUGCUUUCUCCUUCCGUGCUUGUGCUUUUGUAAGUUCCUUAAGUUGGUGCAAAAUAGAAAGCAGAAUAUAUUUGAGGCCUACUGUUUCUUUCA